AUGAAGCGGCUGCCACAUCACCGACUAGCUGAAGUAACUNNUUGUAUAACUCAGGUGCAGCGGGCUUCGUUCAACGACAUCUACGUGCACAUCCCUCACAACAUCAAGUGUGUGGUUCCCGACCAUGUCCUCGAGCGCCUGCUCAAAUUCUAUCGGCAGACGUUUUGGGGCAACGUCGACGCCUUCAAAUGCUGCCAAGCUGCACAAGCUACUCGGCGACAUGCAAUGUACGGCCACAACUUCGCGUACUUUGACCCUAACAUAUGGUACAACGAAGAUGAGAUGAGAAAGCAGAUUGAGCAGCUCAACGGCCAAGAAGCACCGGGCACCAAUCGUCGUCUCCGCGAGGACCUGUACAAGAAGUUUAUGUCCGGCGAAGGCAUCUCGGGCCGCAAGCCGUACGGAUUGCGAACCCGCAUGAUCCACUGCAUAGGUUGGAAACGGCUGGAGGCAAACCGGUUCUUCACCUUCUCCAAUGUAACGAAGCGAGACUUCAAUGCAAUCUUGAGGCGAUCUUUUGUCUUUCGGAUCAAAGCACGGUUUGAGGACCCCAGAGCAAUUGAAGGUGCGUACGCAGACAUACACAGAGAUGGCGUCUUUGCGAAGGAUUCAGAACUGAAGGAAUUUCUGACAUCUGGUCCUGCGAUAUGUGCCGCCUUGCAGCUGCAGCAUUGCUUCGAAUGCCAACAUAACCAGCAGGACUGCGUGCAGAUGAUCGAGAACUAUGUGCAAUGGGGCGGCGAUCAUGGCCUGACCGAGAAGACCAUGCGCGAGGCAUGUGGCAUGCCUCCACGAGAUGUCCGAGCAAAUGCUAGCCGGGCGCAGGCAAUUAUUCAAGUUGAUGAGGACGACGACAAGGAUGCCGACGGAGCAGAUCCGAACAAGGAAUGGGAUUUGCUGCGCAAGUUCAUCACAAACCAUUUGCUGGGAGCGGAGCGGUUCGACGUUACAAAGCCGAUGCUCGUGCGCCUGAAAUUUCCCUGUGGCCCGAACGUGUCCAAGGAUGAACUUAUCAAGGCGAUGGUGAGCAACGGUGUCCUUGUGGAAGCCGUCGCUCGCGGUAAAACUGCCGAAGUCUACAGGCCUCUCAUAAACUGCUCAAACCUAGCAGCAGUCCUAGACUUGAGGAACAUGGACUCGCAGAUGAUCUUUUCGGAGCUGCUGCAUCUGAAGAACUUCGCAGACUACGUUCAAGGGUGUCCUGCAAGGCGAGAAAAUGCUCUCGUGCUAGGCAAGUUCUAUUCCAGUGUCAAACCUCCGUCAUCAGGGCGCAGACGUCCUCCCAAAUCUGGUGGUGACAGCUGCAUUGACUCGCUUCAUGAGAGAGGAAGAAAGUUGUUGGGGCAGGAAGACUUGUUUGAUGAGCUCCUUGCAGAGUUCGCAGGUUCAUCUCAGACCCCGCGCUCCUCCAGCUUCAAGAGGCGGCGCACGAAGUCAAAGGUUCUCUUGGAUGUCAAAGCAGAAGCUGAAGAUGCGAAGCCAUGUUUUGAUGAAACGUGCUGCGUUCAACGCACGUACACAUAUCCUGCGGUGGUAUCUUUUCGAUCUAGGAAGUCAGUUCGCGGUACAGGCGUGCAGAAAUUCUGUCGGCAGGCGCAGGUGCAUCUAGCAUCAGGCUCUGUUGAUCUCGACAUCGAGAAUGCCCUUUUCACGUUGAUGCACCAACUCAUGAUGAAGUUAAAGCUGUCCCCACCUCCUCCGGACGUCGUUCUGAGGACACUGCGCAGAUGCGCGCAGGAUCGCGAUGGGAUCUGCGCAGAGACGCUGCGUAUGUCGAAGGAGGACGGCAAGCUGUUGCUCAUCAAGAUCUUCAACGGUGCAGCUGAGCUGUCCAAUGCAUCAAUAUAUUGUCGCUGGCUUGCAGUGUCUCUCUUCCCCGAUGAGUACGAGCGUCUCAAGCAUCCUCCGCAAGGAACACAGACAGAGAAGAAACACUUCCCAGAAGCUACACUGCUCUCUCACCUGUAUUUCAUCGUGGAGGACGUAGUGAUUUCAACUUGCGCAGAAUGCCUUUCGCGCGACAAACCACAGCACCUGUCUCUCCAUUAUGACGGUGUUCGAGUCUCGCGACCUGCGACUGAACGGGUCGAGGACCUCUGCGACAGGCUAAGCCUGCGCGUGAAGGCUGCAACAGGAUUCGAAGUUGUCAUUCGGGAAAAGCAGCAUCUGACAGUGCUCCAGAUCAUUUCUGAGGCAGCGACGUCUUGUGAAGAAUCAUCUCUUCUGCCAGACGCGGGCCUGCGGCAAUGCGGUAACUGCAUUCCUGCUGCUGUUGGUCUUCUGCUGAACUCGACGGAAGAGGUGGAGGCCAAGCUUUCAACAAACACCCGCGCAGAAAACCCAAGCUGUCCGACGCUCAGGUCGUACAAAGACUGUGAAAGCCUCCUCAGCGUAAGGUUUCUGCCGCUUGUACCUGACUCAGAAUCAGCAUUGCCUGAUUGGCAGCCUGGAAAUUUUCUGCUGCACACAGAGAACGGAGGGAAGCCACACUGUGUUGGCGUCUGUAUCUCCGACGACCUGUCAGUCAAGAUCUUGGAUGCUCGCAAAACGCUGCAGGUUGACGUUCCCACGUUGCAGCGUGCGCUGGCAAGCGGGCUGGACCACAAGACCUGCGUGGUGUUCAAGCUUGGAAGUCGCGCAGACAGCAUCGACGAAUCGGACACCUGGAGUGAAGAAGCCUUGCUGACGUUGCUGAGCCUGGAAGCUG
Messenger RNA from Symbiodinium necroappetens, 2707 nucleotides. NCBI's taxonomy places the organism in Eukaryota, Dinophyceae, Suessiales, Symbiodiniaceae. The record is from the annotation of a GenBank genome assembly.